This is a messenger RNA of Solanum stenotomum, 1542 nucleotides long. Its product is annotated as plastoglobulin-1, chloroplastic. The record is from RefSeq and is a predicted model, not a curated record. Lineage: Eukaryota; Viridiplantae; Streptophyta; Magnoliopsida; Solanales; Solanaceae. The transcript is spliced from 3 exons. Bases 18 to 1253 code for a protein of 411 amino acids.
AUAAAAAUAAAAUCAGCAUGACAUGUGUCCCUCCUGACAACAAAAAUUACACAAAUUUUGUGAAGCAGAAUUUAAUUCAAAACAAAGUAAAACGUGCCAAAUCCAUCUCCACCAUCUAUAUAGCCGACGGUCUCAAAUCACCGUCGACAACCACCGCUUCCGCCGCCAUUUCCACGGUUUCGCCGCCGCAGGACGUCCAUUUCCAAAAGCCAUUAAAUAUGUCCACCCUCUACAAUCCUCUAAUUUUCACCAUUAAAAACCCAAAAAUCACCCUUAAACCUCACACUUCUCUUCCUUCUUCAGUUCCGACUUCUAGGCUUCGAAAAUUUCCCGAUUUCUCAGUUCAAUCCUCCAUUUCCUCAUCCAAUGACCCGGAAAAACCGACCUUUAUUACACCGGACAAUGAUAAAGCUGACGAUAAAACGGUGGAGUUCGUGGAUGAAUGGGGAGAGAAGUCGGAGCCGGAACCCGGACCGGUUACGAAGUUAGCGGAUUCGGAUCCUCCGAAGUAUGAGGAUGAGUGGGGUAAUGGAAGUCCCGGAGUUGACGGGAGUGUUGGAGAGGACGAGAAGCUUCUAGAGCUGAAAAGGUGCUUGGUGGAUACAGUUUAUGGGACGGAUUUCGGAUUUCGGGCUUCAUCGGAGAUUCGGGCCGAGGCAUUGGAGUUCGUUUCUCAGUUGGAGGCAGCCAAUCCUACUCCAGCACCAACUGAGUCUCCUGAGUUGCUUGAUGGGAACUGGAUUUUAGUGUUCACUGCAUUUUCUGAGUUGUUACCUCUUCUUGCUGUGGGCAACAUUCCUCUGUUGAAGGUAGAAAAGAUUAGCCAAGACGUAAAUACAAACAGCUUGACUAUAGAGAAUGCGACUACAUUAUCAAGCCCUGUAGCCACCUUGUCCUUUAGUGCUACUGCCACUUUUGAAGUUCGAAGCCCCUCUAGAAUACAGGUUGAAUUUAAGGAAGGGAAUUUUAAGCCUCCAGAAAUAAAAUCAAACAUAGAUCUGCCGGAAACUGUGGAUUUGUUUGGGCAAAAGAUAAGUCUCUCUCCAGUACAGCAAUCUCUAGGUCCUCUAGAAAACGCUGUGGCAGGUAUAGCACGAACUAUUUCUGGUCAGCCUCCUCUCAAGAUCCCAAUUCCAGGUGAAAGGACAAAAUCUUGGCUUCUCACAACCUACCUUGAUAAGGAUAUGCGGAUCUCCAGAGGCGAUGGUGGGCUUUUUGUGCUUGUGAAGGAAGGGAGUUCUCUUCUAUAUUAGUAGAGGUAUCCAUCAUCCUAUAUUGUGAUUUACAGAUGCCUUAGGAACAGCGAUGGUAUCUACUGCUCUGUCAAUUUAUUGCGGAAUGUAGAAUUUAACACUCCUUAGCUGUAAAUUGGGACACUCUUUUAGGACUUGAGUACUUGCACUGAAUUAUCUCAGGAUCAAGCUGUGAGAUUAGUCCUAGUAGAAGUGUCUCUGCUCAAAUAAAAUGUGAAAUAGCUUUGCAUUUUCCUAUGUAGUAAGAUGACGAUUUCUUGUUAUGAGUAUUUAAUCAUAUGGAGGUCAA